Molecule: messenger RNA, 2098 nt
Organism: Erpetoichthys calabaricus (reedfish)
Lineage: Eukaryota; Metazoa; Chordata; Cladistia; Polypteriformes; Polypteridae
Product: photoreceptor outer segment membrane glycoprotein 2-like
Exons: 3
Coding region: 165-1250 (361 amino acids)
Biological process (GO): visual perception
Cellular component (GO): membrane
Source: RefSeq, a predicted model, not a curated record
UGACUGCAACAAAAACGCCUCAUCCGCUGAACAAACUUACAUAUCUUUGCAAUUAUCAGAGAUUAAUUAUAUAUUUUUUUUUCUUCUCCUCCUCCAGACAUUUUGACUUUGGGCAUCCUAAACCAUGAUCAUCUAGUGCCUGGAUAAUACAGCAAAAAAACAAAAUGGCGGUACUCAAGGUGAAGUUCACCAAAACCAAGCGUUGCAAGCUGGCCCAAAUUUUGUGGAUCCUCAACUGGAUUUCUGUAAUCACCGGCAUCAUUCUCUUCAGCCUGGGUCUCUUCCUCAAAGUCGAGAUCCGGAAAAAGAACGAAAUCAUGUACAAUCGAGAAAUCCAUUCCGUCCCCAACAUGCUCAUUGCCGUUGGAGUCAUAGCCUGUGGAAUUAAUUUCCUCGGCGGGAAGAUCUGCUAUGACUGCUCCGACUCCAAUAAGUUUCAUCGCUGGAAGCUAAUCAUGCUCCCCUACAUUAUCUGCACCUUCUUUUUCACCUUUUGCGUCCUGGUGGGGGCGCUAAUGUGUUAUACCAUGAAGAAUGAACUGGAAGAAUCCCUUUACCUGGGCUUGAAGGAAGCAUUAAAGUUCUACAAGGACACGGACAUCCCUGGAAGGUGCUUCCUAAAGAAGACCGUUGACCUGCUGCAGAUGGAGUUUCGCUGCUGCGGAAAUAACGGCUUCCGGGACUGGUUUGAAAUCCAGUGGAUCAGCAUGCGGUAUCUGGAUGUGUCCAAUAAGGAGGUCCAGGACCGCCUAAAGAGUAACGUGGACGGGAAGUACUUGAUGGAUUCAGUUCCUUUCAGCUGCUGUAAUAUUUACUCCCCUCGGCCCUGCAUCCAGCAUCAGCUGACCAACAACUCGGCCCACUACAGCUACGAAUUCCAGACGGAGGAGCUCAAUGUGUGGAUGACCGGCUGCCGCCAAGCACUGCUCGAGUACUAUAUGCAGAUCAUGCAGUCGAUUGGAUUCACCGUUCUCAUUAUUUGGCUCUUCGAGCUGUCUGUUCUUACUGGGGUGCGCUAUCUUCAAACAGCCUUGGAGAAUGUCCUUCUGCAAGGUGACCCAGACUCUGAAUCAGAGGGCUGGCUUCUUGAAAAUGGCUUUGUAGAGACAGCUCGUACCAAUUUUAACAUUAUUAAGAACCUUGGCAAAUCAAACCAAAUUAAUGCGGUGUCCGGGAAUGAGGACCCCAACCUCAACGUUACUCCCUCCAGCCAUGGAGCUACUAGGACUCAUAUUCCAACUGUCAGCUAAGUACUGGAGUCUGGAGGGAGGAUCAAACAUCAACCCUGAGGGGCUUCACACCAUCUCCAACAAAGAUAAUGGAAUGGAAGAUGACAGGAACUGGAACCAUUGCCUUCAAUCCAAACCACACCCAUAAUGUCCCCUGAUCCCAACUGUCCAGGCCAAGGGUUAAAUAUGCAGGAUCUUAAAAAAGCUGUUGGUUAACAAGAGACUUUGUUUCUGAAAGUCAUGCUUAGAAGAAUGAACACCUCAGGAUGAUUGGUCUGUUUCAACCGGGGUGAUCUUUACUGAUGGUGUACAAAUCAGACAUGUGAAACAUUCCAACACCUGUAACUCACAAGAGGAUUGGAUGCUGAUGGAACUUCAUGGAGAAGAGGCCAUUAGAUGGGACCCAAAGGCUGUGUUGCUUGAUGAUCAUCAAAGACAAGACAUUACAAAGCUCCAGAGUGAGCAGGUUCAGACCACCAUGUUUGGAAAGGCAAAUGGCGAGAACUGUAAAUGCGUCAACAACAGUCCCAUUCACAUAGUGCUACAAAGACUUGAGAUGUGUGCUGAUUCUCAGUGGCAGAACAACACAAGAGGAGAGACACUGGUGGAAGAAGUGGGACAUUGCCUUAUACUAGCUUCCAAGGAGCCAAAAAACGAACAAUAAACUGAACAUUUUAUGGAACGUGCAGUCUUAAGCAAUGACAGGUUGAAAAGAUGGUAUACUAUGCAGACAAAUGAACAAAAAAAUGAAUGAAUUCAGAAUUAAUAAACAUGUCAGAAAAUGUAGACUUUAAAUAAAUCUUUUACUUGUAAGAAUUUGCUACAACAGUCAUUAUGAAAAUUCACACUUACUGUCUUUUUCCACAGCA